CCAUUGGAAAAGGUACCUUUUGUGAGUUUCCUGGAAAAAAUAUCCACUGAAAAUUUUCUGGGUCUAAAACUUUUUAGCAUGGGCAAAAUAUUGCAAGGAUCUGCUGAAUUAUGUGACACGUCGAGUGCAACUGGAGUUAGAGCACGCCAAGCGAGUGCAGAAUCUUGCCAACCAGUCAAAAGUUGCCAUUAGUGAGCACUAUCUGCCACUGAAAGAUGUUUUCGAGAGUAGUUUUGAGAAUGAUAUCGCCUUUUGUGAGCAUACGCAAGAAGCUGUAAAACACAUUCAGGACCGAUUCAUCAAGUCGCUGGAAACGAGGCGUGAGGAGCACGAGCGGCAACGUCGGGCACUCAAAAACGAAUGGUUGCGAGUAACAAAACAAGUUAAGGAUACACAGCAAGAAUUGCAACGAGCUCGAUCCUUGCUCGGCUCACGUGAUGACGGGUACCGGAAGGCGCAAGAGAUUUCAAUUCGAACAGAAUCUACCGGUCCAGCUGUUGGUUCAGAGCUUGUCAGGCGCCGCAAGGAACUGGAAAGGCGGCGGAGAAAUGAGGAGGAAGCGCUCAAUAAGAAACGAUAAAU
Molecule: messenger RNA, 582 nt
Organism: Gongylonema pulchrum
Lineage: Eukaryota; Metazoa; Nematoda; Chromadorea; Rhabditida; Gongylonematidae
Source: the annotation of a GenBank genome assembly